CGUUCCUGCGCUUCACGUGCUCUUCUCCAGUCAUUCAUAUCCGCCAUCCUUCUCAAUUCUUAUCGAAAUUCGGACAAUGGCGGAAGGCAAGAAGGAUUCUCCGAAGCUGAACCAGCGGAUGGUAUCAUCUCUCUCGAAGCGAACUGCCGCGGCACAUUCUUGGCAUGAUCUGGAGAUAGGACCUGAAGCCCCUCUGAUCUUCAACGCCGUUGUUGAGAUCACAAAGGGGAGCAAAGUCAAGUAUGAACUUGACAAGAAGACUGGGAUGAUAAAGGUUGACAGGAUUCUGUACUCGUCCGUAGUCUACCCACAUAACUACGGUUUCGUACCACGGACGCUGUGUGAAGAUGGAGAUCCAAUUGACGUCUUGGUCCUGAUGCAGGAACCAGUCAUACCUGGUUGCUUUCUUCGAGCUAAGGCUAUUGGGCUGAUGCCCAUGAUUGAUCAGGGUGAGAAAGAUGAUAAGCUCAUUGCUGUUUGCGUUGAUGAUCCCGAGUACCGUCAUCUCAACGACCUUAAGGAGCUCUCUCCCCACCGCCUUGCUGAAAUCCGUCGCUUCUUCGAAGAUUACAAGAAGAAUGAGAACAAGGAGGUUGCUGUCAACGACUUCUUGCCACCGGAGACUGCACAGGCUGCCAUUAAGCACUCGAUGGACCUAUACGCAGAAUAUAUCCUGCAGAGUCUGAGGAACUAAUCAUAGUUGCAAACUCGCAAGGCUGCAGAAACCACCAACAUGGUCUCGUAAAAGGACAAUAAUCGACUGCGUGGAUUUUAUUUAAGGACCCAUUUUUUCUAUAUAUUUAAAUAAUGGGACAAUGCUAUUCCCAUACAUAUUUUUCUGCAGAACAUUGUAAUCAAGGACUAAUGUUAUACUUGUGUAUAGUGUUUCAUAAUAUUUGAAUCAACACUUGGAACAUUUAGUCU
Molecule: messenger RNA, 924 nt
Organism: Triticum dicoccoides
Lineage: Eukaryota; Viridiplantae; Streptophyta; Magnoliopsida; Poales; Poaceae
Product: soluble inorganic pyrophosphatase 3-like
Exons: 9
Coding region: 77-694 (205 amino acids)
Biological process (GO): phosphate-containing compound metabolic process
Cellular component (GO): cytoplasm
Molecular function (GO): inorganic diphosphate phosphatase activity; magnesium ion binding
Source: RefSeq, a predicted model, not a curated record